GACAGUUCAUAAUUCUCCAAAUUCAUCGCUGACGUUUAGGAAAUACAACAAUUAAAAAAAAUUUCAAUUUUAGCAAUUCAUUACUAGUUUCAUCUUGCUGAUUUUUUUUUGAGUUAAUAAUGUCUGCUGAAAUAGUGAGCAUUGAAAAUUUCUACAAAGAACUUAAAUCCGAGUGGAUAAAAAAACCAAGGAAUUUGAAAAAAUGUGGGCAGAUUCUUGAUAAGUUAAAGAUUGCACUUACGAAACUCUCUUAUUUGCCAACUGGUGAUCUGAAGUCUUCAAAACAUGAAUUAAUUUUAGCUCGUGACGUGCUUGAAAUUGCCGUAGAAUAUAGUGUCGCCAACAAAGACAUACCAGCUUUUGAACGUUAUAUGUCCCAAUUAAAAUGUUACUACUAUGAUUACAAACAAGAGAUCGGCGAAUCAGAGAAUAUGUACAAAUUACUAGGAUUAAAUUUAUUGUAUUUAUUAUCAGUAAUUCGCGUCUCUGAAUUUCAUACCGAAUUAGAGUUAUUGUCAGCUGAAGUUAUUCAAAAAAACCAAUAUAUACGUCCAAUAUUGGCACUUGAGCAGUAUAUAAUGGAAGGCAGAUACAAUAAAAUAUUCCAAGCCAAGAAUUCUGCGCCAUCUGAAAUAUAUAAUUAUUUUAUGGAUACGUUACUGGAUACUGUACGAGACGAAAUCGGAGCUUGUAUUGAAAAGUCAUACGAAAAGAUUUCACCGAAGGAAGCUGCAAGGCGUCUUAAUUUAAAAUCUGUUGAUGAAGUAAGAGCAAUUGGUCAAAAACGGAAUUGGCUUUUAAGUUCUGAUGGCAUUUAUAAUUUCAUUGAUAAAACUGCAAAGCCUAAAGAAAUCUUACCAACAAUUGAGUUAGCAGAGCAAGCUAUAUUUUAUGCUAGAGAGCUAGAAAUGAUUGUUUGAGAACUUUUAUACAAUAACAAAUACAAAAUAUA
Messenger RNA from Teleopsis dalmanni, 952 nucleotides. Its product is annotated as 26S proteasome non-ATPase regulatory subunit 8-like. The transcript is spliced from 4 exons. The record is from RefSeq and is a predicted model, not a curated record. NCBI's taxonomy places the organism in Eukaryota, Metazoa, Arthropoda, Insecta, Diptera, Diopsidae. The coding region runs from base 120 to 920 and encodes 266 amino acids. Gene Ontology annotation, biological process: proteasome-mediated ubiquitin-dependent protein catabolic process. Gene Ontology annotation, cellular component: proteasome regulatory particle; nucleus; proteasome regulatory particle, lid subcomplex.